UUUGCAGUUUGUAGACAGCGGCGGGGUUCUUUGAAUCUGCCAUGAUCAAAUCCACUCUGCUGGUUAGCUAGGGUUACGGCCACCGGCGCUUCCAGAGUCUGGAGACGGCGCGCGCAUGGCCGGAGACGACGCGUCGACGGGGACGGAGGUGGACGCGGGGGGCUUCGAGUUCGCCUUCGACAACGAGGCCUUCUCCGACAGGGUCCUGCGUAUAGAGAUCGUCGGCAGCCACGACGCGCCCGCCUCCGGCGCCAGCCGCAAGCGCCGCCGCGAGGACGCCGAUGGCGAUGAUGGAAAAGAUAUCGACUCCUCUUGUACUGUAAUGGCACUAAUGGGUACACCAGUCUUACGAGUCAAUACCAUACAUAUUAGUUCGGCGAUUCUUGCAGCACAAAGUACUUUUUUUCUCAAGCUUUUCUCAAAUGGCAUGAAAGAGUCUGACCAGAGACAUGCAACAGUUACAAUUGCUGAUUCAGAGGAAAAGGCCUUCAUUGAGCUUUUACGCUUUAUGUAUAGUGGAAAGUUGACACCAACAACCGAGCCCACUCUUCUGGUUGAUAUUUUGAUGGCUGCUGAUAAAUUUGAGGUUGUAUCUUGCAUGAAGCUCUGCGGUCAGCGGCUCAUAGACCAGCCUAUGACGCCAGAAUCGGCAGUGAGGUGCCUAGAUAUCCCACGUUCCAUCUCAAUGGCAUCUGCCGUCAAAGAGGUAGCCAAGACAUUCCUUGCUGAAAGGUACAAGGAAUUCCUGUCAACAAAGUUCCAAGAUGAACUGAUGAGGAUCCCUCUCGCUGGGAUUCAGGUUAUCUUAUCAAGGAACCGCCUCGGGAUUGAAUCUGAAGGAUCCAUCUAUGAUUUCCUGCUCAGGUGGGCCUGUUUGCAGUACCCAAAUUCAGAACAGAGACACAAGAUCUUGAGUUCACGGAUACUUCCACUGGUGCCACGAGCUCUCAGUAUGACGGAUGCCGUUCUAAUUGAUCACCCGUCUUGUAUAAUCAACUUUACCAUAAAGCGCGAGAAGUGCUUGGGGCUCUUCCCGUCAGGAGUUCUGCGUUCGCAGCCGUUCCAUUGCGCGGGGCGUGGCUUCUGCCUCCUGGCAGACUGCAAGAUGAUAGAGCAAGUACCAUUUUUUUCCAUCUUAGUAAAGAUGCUAGAAGAAGACAGGGGGGCAGCCAGCGGGGCAAUAGAUUAUAUCAUCGGGUUUAAGACCAGACCGUCACUCAAGUUCUCCACCAAGCACUGUCGCGCCACCACCAGCAAUAUUAGGCGAGGUGUUGGAUGCAUGAUUCCUUGGUCGAAGUUCAUUGCUGACGACAGCCACUUCAUUGACGGCAAAGUCCAUCUGCGGGUUCAGGUGAAGAUAACGCCGGAGCCAUAGUGAUGCGCGCAUUAGCCAUAAGCUUUAUGCGCCUUGCUGAAGUCCCUCUUUGUUUGUUUUUGUGGGCGAGGAGAAGCCAUUGUUAUGUGAAGCAUGAAGAAAUCUCAACUGGGGUGUUCCGGUAUUUUGCUAGCAUUUGUUCUCUCUUUGGUAACUGGAUUCUACUAGCAUGAAAUCAUCUGGAAUUUGUUGCUAGAGGUUUCACCAUCUCAAGUACCAGAUGCUAAACUUUGAAGUGUGCGCAUGUGUUUUGCUAUGCAGUGAUUCUAUGGAUUAUAGUUCUUGGCGAAUAUUAUGUGAUCAUCUGUUGAUGAU
Triticum urartu is the source of this 1690-nucleotide messenger RNA. RefSeq names its product BTB/POZ domain-containing protein POB1-like. Gene Ontology annotation, biological process: response to red light. Lineage: Eukaryota; Viridiplantae; Streptophyta; Magnoliopsida; Poales; Poaceae. The record is from RefSeq and is a predicted model, not a curated record. Gene Ontology annotation, cellular component: nucleus. Gene Ontology annotation, molecular function: protein binding.